This is a messenger RNA of Solenopsis invicta (red fire ant), 4473 nucleotides long. RefSeq names its product golgin subfamily A member 6-like protein 22. The transcript has 14 exons. The record is from RefSeq and is a predicted model, not a curated record. Lineage: Eukaryota; Metazoa; Arthropoda; Insecta; Hymenoptera; Formicidae. Bases 164 to 2941 code for a protein of 925 amino acids.
CGACCGCAGGCCGUGCUGUAGUUUAGGGCCUCGGUCUCUCUUAGUUGGCGACGGUGUCUCUCGCGAGGAGGAUUCGCCCGCCGUACCAGAUCCAACGAUAUACUCGACGAGGCCUUCUGGUCGGCCCAAGAUAUUCCCUCACGUCCUCAAGAAAAACGCGACGAUGGCAAGCCCCUCAGAGGGAGACACCGUCAAGCCGACGAACACGAACAAAUCAACGACUGGAAUCAACAUUCUCGCACCCAAGGAGGGUGCGAGAAAACGACGACGAUUAGAAUCUCUGACAACAAACUCGGAGAUCCCUAAGAAAACGCAGCGACGCGACGAGUCGUGCAACUCCUAUGCUGAAGCAACCAGCGAAAAAAGGGUUGAACAUACAGAAGAUAAAAAGGACUCAUCGCUGCCACGUCUGAGAAAGAAGGAUCCGACUGUGUCAAUAAAUCCGCAAGAUGUUCAGAUGUCACGGUCUUGCGAAACAGGCGUGGGAAGAAGUGACGCAACCAGAUUGAGGAAAACGAUACAGUGGCUCGAGGAAGGAGCGCGAAGGUUACGCGAGGAUCUGGCGAACGUGCGAACAGAGCUACACGAAGAGCGAAGGGCGGCAAAAAUUGCCAAGAGGGAGUUCGAAACUGCCCUCAGAGAGGCCAGAUUUGCCGAGGCUGCCAAGUACCAACCGAUCAUAGCCGAGUUAAAGACCAGAAUCGUUCAAUCUGUGUCGCCAUCGCCGUCUCCGUCGCCGCCGUUCAAAACGAAUGCCGCGAAAGACGAGAGCCCCAAGCGUGAAUUGUCAACCCUCAGGAAACGCUUAGCUGAAGCUGAGGGCACGAUACGAAGACUCGAACAAUUGGUGAAAUCGCAAGCGAGCACCGCUCGCCAUACCAAUGCUACUUCUUCCUGCGGUGAUGCGCGCCGUCAGGAAGCGGAAAUACGAAAUCUACGCGCAGAAAACGAGAAACUCGAAGAAAAAUUGCGUAUCGCUCUAAAUGCCGAGAAAACUCGCAUCGCUGAGAUACGAGCUCAACGGGAAAAUCACGAAGCUGAACUUACCGCAUUGCGAAAAUCACUUCGCAGCGAAGCUAUAAAAAUGAUGGAUGAGCUGCGUGGCAAGAGCCGAGAGAUUGAGAAGCUGUCGAAGCUCUUGAAACGUCGAAAGUUGGCGCCGGCGGAGCAGGAGACGAUGCGGAAGUUACGGGAGAACGAGGGGAACCGAUCGAUACAGCCGGCAUCUCGCAUAGAGAAGAAGGUUCUCAAAGACGACAGUCACAUGGUGAGGUCAUAUAUGCGCGCAAUAGAAUCCAACAGAGCCAUAAAUGAAAUCGAGGUCGAGCGCCUCCGUGAACUCGCGCUUGAGCAGCAGGAAGUCAUCGAAAUACUUAGACAGGCAGUUAAGGAAAGAGAGAGAAAGCUAGAGCAGUUGUCCAACAAGAAAAGGAAGGAGGAAUUUUAUAAACAGUGGCUCGAGUUAGAGCCGGUGGCCGAAGUGGAUGACGAGGAGGAUCAUGAAGAUGAUGAUAGCGCUCUGUCGAGCGCCCCGUCAUCGAUGUCGCCACAACCUGGGGGCUAUGGUCAAUGGCAGGGCAACGGUGUCACUAGAGAAGCGUACGAAGCUGUCCUCGUCGAGAUCGAGGAGUUACAGGCGAAGCUUCUUAAGGAGCAACGCGAAUCGUCGCAUGCCAGAAUUCAAAUUGGCGACUUGGAAAAAGUGCUCUUGGAGAAAGAGAGAUGUCCCGAUCGUGACAAAGAGUUGGGCGAGCUGAAUGAUAAGCUUCGAGCUGCCGAGGAACGAGAGGCCGCGCUCUUGGUUGAGCUCGCGGAGAUACGCGAGCAGAACGAACUGCUAGAAUUUCGAUUGCUCGAAAUGGAGGAAAUACCCCUGCGCAAGGACAGCCCCGAUGCGGUGGACAGCGGCAUCGUUUCACCGGAACCUGCUCAUACGAACAAGGAUUAUUCAAUCAACAAACAGAGAAGCCGCGCCGUGGCGACCGUGAUACCCUACACGAAUAAUGCUACGACGAACUCUGUAAAGUCCACGUCACCCGUGUUACCGCGAAAGCCGCCGCUCACCCUUCAAGAGAGUGGCAUCUUCGAAGAGGAGGAAGAGGAGGAGGAAGAGAUGGAGAAAGGGUAUGAAGACGAGGAGGAGCGCGAAGUCGAGUUUGCCAGCUGCGGUACUCAGACGGAAGCGCCGUCCGGCGAACUCCUACAGGAGGUGCAGCGUCUCCAAGAACUGAGAGCCCGAAUUCAGGAACGAGCGGCCAAGAUCACAACGCCGACGGCCUUCCAUCCGACUGAUACGUCCAAGAUCUGUUUCGACGUGUCGACAAUGGACUCGAUAGUUCAGCUGACCUCCUACCAGGAGCGCGUUCGCGACCUCGAGGAGAGACUCGAGGAGUACGAGGAAGCCGAGAGGAGCUGGGAACAAGAGAAGCGGCUGUCGAAGCAGCGGGAGGAGGAACUGUUGGAUGAAAAUUACAAACUUACAGAGAGAACGUACUGGUUGGAGAACGAACUGCGGACUAUCGUGAAAUGUACCCUCGACGAGGCUGACAGCGGGAACGGAGAUGAGACGAGUGUCGUACAGGAAAUGAAGGACGUGGGCCAAAAUGAACACCAAGUUCCAGAAGAUACACAGAAUUCGAAAGAUGUGCAAGAUCAACUUAAAGAUGCAAACUGCACGCGCGCUGUUCAGACCAUCGAAACGUAUGGAAACUACGUGGCCACGGAAUACUCCCGAUGCCAAGAUAAAAACAACUCCGACCAGCAGAGUUUGAUUCUGGGUGCUCAAUGUAAUGUCACGCUUGUAUCCCUGGAGGAAAAGGAAAAGGAAAAGGAAAAGGAAAAGGAGGACAAACUGAAAGUCUGUAAAUCCGAAGAACCGGCCAUUAAAGAUUUUACCAAAAACGACUCGGAAAAGAAGGUGAUCUAUUUUCGCUGGAGAUAAAAGCGAGAAGAGGUUCUCCGUCGUCUCUCGUCGUCGCAGACGCUGUCCAUCAACCCACGAGUUCCACGGUAGAGUCAACGAACCCGUGGGUGAAAUCCGCGGCACAAACGAGGACAAUACGGCUGGCGCUGCUUGGUGUGCCCAAGUGACGAUCAGAAAUGGUACGUCCUAGAAGUAAAACGAGGGCGCCCGCGGAUCGAGUGCCAAUCUGAACCUUCGGUUUGGCGUACUUCACCUCCCCCACGUCACGACCAAUCUUUUCAUACAAGCUGUGAAAUCAAGUGCCAAAUAAGCCGUAGAUUAAAUACCCUUCACACGCGAGCGUAAAUUAAUAUAAAGCGUUAUUGUAAAAAAAUAACUGUAACGAUGCUUCGUGAUAAUUAUUGCAGCGAGCAAUAAUUAUUGCAAAAUAAUUUCACGUAUUUCAAUUUAUUCGAAAUGUCUGCGAUUGAUGCAUUUCUAUGAAAUGGGGAUACGCCCAGAGAGAGAGGAAAUCAGAUUAAGAGACGACUGCGCUAAACGGGCGUGUCCUUGUACGAAGCGACGCGGCGACGUAUCAAAUGACGUAUCUUCGAAUUCCUAGUACGUCGAAUAGUAUCGAAAUUUAAAUCUGCGCUUCGAUCGUAAAUUUAAAUUUGAUACGACGAAGGGAAAACUGCGCGCGUAUCAGCUAAUUUGAGAUGACACACUUCGCACACGUGUGCGUGCGUGUCGCAAAUUACCGCGCGAUUCGUGAUACGCUAGCUGCGCAUUCAGCAAGCCACAAAGGCACGUCUGUGCGGUGCCAUUCGCGCCGAGAACAAAGAUUCUAUACUGUACCAACGAUCAUUGGAAAUUCUAUUAUAUUUCAUUAUACACUCUGCGUGAAGAGUCGUUAGAGAGUAAUUGUAGGAAAGUAAUAUGUACGUAUCAUAUAGGGAAUAUAUAAAUUCCUUAACGGAUCGAUUCACUUCACUCCGAUAUCUUCUUUUAGACUUUCCUUUUAAAUCUUUUUGCACGUCAAUUUUGCGCGAUAUAUAACGUACGUAAUAGAAUUAUAUACUGAAUUAAAUAAUUCAGCGAAAUAAUUGCCUUCUAGUAUAAUGAAUCUUAUCGAAACUAAGUUAGGCUUGCGUGUGUCUUUAUAUAUCCGAAAAAAAAAUAUAUAUAUACGUGUGUACGUGUACGUAUGCUUCAGCAUUUAAUGUUCAUUGAUAUGCGUAUUAGAGUGUAAAUGAUGUGUUUCUAGUCCUACUUUUCGUUCGAUUCGUUUGAACAUGGCGUGCCUUAGCGUGCACAUUGACCUUGAGUGAUUUGGUAGAUUUAGUAUUUUUUUCGCAAAAGAGAAGUGUGUAUAUCUCCAAACGCGUACCGUAUACUUAUGCUGUAUAAGGUUUUUCGAGGCGAAAAUUCAAGCGACGAUUCGAUCAAGCGCCUCUGUUCGACCGCUAUGAUGCUGUUCGCCUCGUUCACAGGUUCGUGUCGUACGUAGAAUUGACUUUAUUCGUCGCAUGUGUAUCUGCAAGAAACGAAUAAAAUUUUGUCCACCUGUU